Funneliformis geosporum is the source of this 852-nucleotide messenger RNA. NCBI's taxonomy places the organism in Eukaryota, Fungi, Glomeromycota, Glomeromycetes, Glomerales, Glomeraceae. The record is from the annotation of a GenBank genome assembly.
AUGAACUUGCUUACGAAAGUUCCAUUUCAUAUUUCGCGGUCAAGAUUCGUAAACAAUGUUCUUGUAUCUAAUGCAUGUAACGUCAAGAAAACUUUAACAUAUACUAGAGUUUAUCACUUUCGUCGAUUUUCAACAAAUUCUACAGAACCUAAUGAUGUCCAUAUCAACAAUAAAAAAAAUAAAAAUGCCAGGUCGUUUCGUGUACAAGGACUUGACACAUCCAACUUUCCUGACCUAUCAAAGCUUGAUCCAAUUUUAGAUGUAUCAGGACCGAUAAUUGAUCCUCCAUUUCCGGUAACUCGUCCUUCCGUGGUAAUCACAGCUCCGGAAACCGAAAGUGAUGAUAUUGAUGCUUUAUCAAUUGUCACCAGACUUUCUCCUUCAGAAAUUCGUGAUUUACAGAAACGAACUCUCAUCAUAAAGCGUGUUUCAAGUCAAACCGAGAAGGGUAGAAUUCCUAGCAUGUAUGCUUUGGUGGUAGUAGGUAAUGGAAAAGGUGUUGCUGGUUUUGGUGAGGGGAAACAUGAUGAGGUUCAAACUGCCAUCAAAAAGGCUACCAACAUAGCUAUCAAAAGUUUAAGAUAUUUUGAAAGGUAUGACGAUAGAACCUUAUAUCAUGAUAUAGAACAUAAAUUUCAUGGAACAACGAUAAAGUUUUGGGCUAGACCUCCAGUUGCUAAAUGCAUCGGUAUUCAAGAUAUUUCUGCAAAGGUUCUUGGUUCAUGCAAUGGAAUGAAUGUUAUAAAAUGUACCUUUGAAGCUUUAAAUAGUCAAAACUUGCCUUCUGAAAUUGCAAAAUCUAGAGGAAAGAAUCUGAUGGACGUAUAUCAUACUUAUUAUGGAACUAAAUAA